Molecule: messenger RNA, 944 nt
Organism: Chanos chanos (milkfish)
Lineage: Eukaryota; Metazoa; Chordata; Actinopteri; Gonorynchiformes; Chanidae
Product: calcium uniporter protein, mitochondrial-like
Exons: 8
Coding region: 1-918 (305 amino acids)
Biological process (GO): mitochondrial calcium ion homeostasis; calcium import into the mitochondrion
Cellular component (GO): uniplex complex
Molecular function (GO): calcium channel inhibitor activity
Source: RefSeq, a predicted model, not a curated record
AUGGGCGCGGAAGGCGCGCAGGUAAACCACAAACACCCAUGGGCUCCAAUCAGAGCAGCCCUCUGCAGCACCACAGCACCUCCUACUGUUAUAGCAGUGCAGCACAGGCAUGGACGACCAGUGCUGGUCUUUCCCCUGCCGUCACGCAAUGAACUGUGUCGUUUUUCCGUGAGGCCUAUGCUGAUGACCGUCGGCGACUUGAUAUCUGAUAUCCAACGGGAAGACCCUGGGGUUACCAUGGUGAAGAUUCUCACAGCAGACGGAGGAAAGUUCUCGUCCACCACUUUUAUGGACACAGUGUUGAGCUCAGACUUUCAACUCGUCAUAAACGAUGUCGUCUACAGCGUUCACUCUCCCACCAGAGACAGAGAAUCUCAUGAGCACGUGACUGAGCUGGAGGAUGUUAAGACUCUUGUUCACAUGUUGCACGUGGCACUGAACCUUCCUGAACAUCACAUGUUCAAACAGAAACAGCUACUUGAGAGACAGGAUGCACUAAGACUGCAGCUACAACCUCUGGAGAAGAAGAGAGCUCAGCUGGCACGGAAAGCAGACAGGAAAGCCAUGUUGUGGGCGUAUGGGGGCCUGGCGUUCCUGUCGGUGCAAGGGGGUGUCCUGGGAUGGCUGACAUGGUGUUUGUUUUCCUGGGACGUCAUGGAACCUGUCACCUAUUUUCUCACAUACGCCACCAGCAUGUGCUUCUUUAGCUACUACAUCCUGACCAAACAGGACUGCAUCUACCCAGAUGCCAAAGACAGACAGUUUCUUCAGGUCUUCUACAGAAGAGCCGAGAUAGAGAAGUUUGACGUGGGAAAAUACAAUCAGCUAAAGAACGAACUGGCAAUGGUGGAGAAUGACUUGAAACGACUGAGGAGUCCAAUCCAACUACAACUGCCCGUGGAACAGUUGCAACAAUGAAUGUGUCCUCUGCCCAUAACUCACGA